Molecule: messenger RNA, 3537 nt
Organism: Mycena indigotica
Lineage: Eukaryota; Fungi; Basidiomycota; Agaricomycetes; Agaricales; Mycenaceae
Exons: 4
Coding region: 1-3537 (1178 amino acids)
Source: RefSeq, a predicted model, not a curated record
AUGAUCAACACGCCGGGAAAUCCUUCGCAUGUCUUUGAGGCAACGGCUCCUCCUUUGCUUUUACUUCCACUCGAUUCUCGAGUCACAUUCGAGGGCGGGCGGGUCACUGGAGGACGACAGACGACGACAUCCAUGAACUUCUCUGUCGAGCUAUCCAUUCCACCCAUCCCCCGUAGCCCCACCACAUCAGGCCCGCCUUCACCUGCUCUCUCGACUUACUCAACUCGACGAGGUGGCCUACGACCGACACUCCUUUCACACAAGAUCGAGUCCUUCCUUGGCGCGCCUGGUAGUCAACGAACCAACCAACUUACAGCGCUCAAACGCGCACCGUCUGCGCCAGUAAAGCUUUCGCGGUUAUGUGGGAGGUUGAUGAAGUGUGCCAUGGCCAUGGGAAUGGAUGGCAGCGCCAACCCCGAUCUCCAACUGGACGCUUUCAAGCAUCUCAUAAGCCUUACCACACGUUUCCCCAUUCUUCGCCGACUAUUUCUUCGCAUUCGAACAAUUCGGACCUCUUUCCAAUACAUCCAGCAAUGGGACAUUCAGACGAGCUCGAGAUUCGCGGUGAAUCACCAUUACCUCCCAUGCCGCUAUCUUCCUCCGGGUUCUCUGCUUGCUUACAACCGCGAUGAGGAAGACUCUAUUGAUGAGGAGAGGGAGCGACAAAGAGAGUUUGCAGAUGAAUGGGACUUUUACAGGGCGUUGGCGGGUACAUGUCUACUCGAGAGCGAGGUCUGGGGGAUUGUUUCUACUUCGAGAGAGGCUGAGCACAGCAAUGAGCCAUCAAACUACAUUAUUCUUGAGCGUUUGGUUGGAUUACUCGAAGCAGCACAAUCCUCAAUAUCUCGUGCACUCUCUGUUCGUUAUCUCAUCGGCGUUCUUGAAAACUCCUCUGCGACACUGUUCCCUGAUCCUGCCUUGACUCACACUCCAACGACGCCCUCUUUUCCUGGGGUUUUCCACGUUUCGCUCCUUCACGCCCACUCACACCUGCACUCUCCAACAACGCCAACGACAACUUAUCCUAUUCACGCCCGUCAAAUCCUCUCCCGGCUGUCAGCUGCGUUGCUUGUAGCCCUCUCCGGCAUGGACUCUAUCGAUCUCGAUGUCCAGGCCGCGCGGAAUGUAGGAGUCGGUUAUGAUUACGUUGGCUUGGAUCUGUUGACUGAACGUGUCCUGCGCUUGGCUGGUGGGGGAGAAAGCGAGGAUGGUCUGGUAGUUGGAAUGAUUCUUGGAAGGAGACAAUGGCUGAGAGAAAAACUGCCAAAAACGGACAGCAUGGUUGGGUCAGCCUUGCGAGAGAAGACUGAUUCAUUAGCCUUGGAGAGGAGUAUUUCAGUAUCGCCUGCUCUCAGCUUCUCUCUUCCGGUGCUACCCCCAUUGGUGACGGGGAAGCCAGACGAAGAGUCUCUAAUCACGAUAACGUCGACUCCGCAAGCAGAAGCCCAGCCGGAAUUCGAGCCAGAGAAACAAAUCCAGCCGACGCCCUCAGCUUCGAGGUCCGGGAAUGCCACGCCAACACUAAUCAUCCACGAAAAGCCUGCACCAAGAGCACUCCCAACUCCCCCAUCUAUUACGCCCACCAUCAAACCCUUGGACCAUGUGAUUCCAAUGGCUGUCUAUCCACCGUCGUUUCACCCGCCUCCACCGCCUCCACCGUUACCAUUGCCUCUGCGUGCGUCCACAUUCCCACCGGCUUUUGUUGCGUCUACCUACGGCAACAUGUUCAUUCCCCCGCCGCCGCCGCCUCCACUCGUUAUUUCUCUUCCGAAAAACCCAUUGCCUUCACCUUGGCCAACACCUCCUGCAGCAAGGGAAGAUGAUACAGUCCUCUUACCCAGGCCUGGCGGUUCAGCCCCCUCCUCACCCACACGCUCGAAGCCAAGGUCACGAUCUAAUUCCGUCGUGUCGAGGAUAACCGUAGAAAAACUUGAUUUUGCAUUACCCCCAAGACCGAUACUUGCCUCAGCACCUGCGUCACCGACCAACCUUAAACCGAGAUCCAGGUCUGGCUCUGUUGUUUCGCGGACUGAGGUCAAACCUAAAGAGGCUGAUGGGCGACGACCGAUUCCUGAGUCGGCCCCGUCAUCACCAAACAAGUCCAUGUCACGGUCUAACUCUGCUGUAUCUGCUUUCGAAAAGGAGACGCCAGUAGGAAUGAGAUCAAGAUCAUCCUCUAUUACCUCCAAGACACCUACGGCUGCCCCCAUAGUGAACUUGGUUAUCGAGAUUCCCCAAACACUGUCAGAAAUCUCCUCAAGGGACAUUGGCUUGGAGGAAUUGGUCAAGGAAAGACAGCCAGAGGAGCCACCGAUGUCUCCGUUACUGGCAUUAAUUGAAAACCAUCCUGCAUCUCCCAUGUCUCCCCCUCUAGUGCCAACACUGAGCCCAUCGACAAUAUCGCCAGAGGCUCCUCUUGCUUCCACAUCGACAUUCAGCCCUGUUCAAGCACUCACACCAUCAUUAACAACAAGCCCUGCCAUCGAAAUUCCGAGUCCGUCUCAUUCCUCAGCUUCCUCGUCGCCUUCUUCCCCUACCACUCCCAUCAUUUUUGCGCAACCACCAUCGUCGAGGCUUUCUGUUGCACCACCCACUCCUUUGACUGACCCUGCAACAACACCAGUCACACCAGCACCAAAAUGGGAUAUUGAGCUCAAUAUCUGGACACGUGCGCAGACAGAGAAGUCACUAUCAAACGAUGUACUUGCGGAUUGGCAGUCUGGUAAGGGAUUCUUGCUGGAAGGCCCCGUCGAGCAGAUAAGUCCUAGCCCAUCAGGCGUUAUGUCAUCACGGGCAUCGGUGGUAUCGAUACCUGCUCCGCAGAAAGCGCUCCUCCAAGCUUUGCACGAACCAGUACCAAAUGCAUUAGAACUUGAUAUCGAGAUCCCUCCACCAAUCCCGCUCCUCAUAUCUGACGACGAGGAAGAUCUCGUGGAACCCAAGCCACAGAGCGUCAUGUGUGCCAAAUGUGAUGCGCAGUUCGUAGAGACAGAGCCUGUAGUCAAGUUUGGUUCAGCGCUCUUCCAUGGUCGGUGUUUUACAUGCGGAAAAUGCAGUGUGUCUCUACAUUCUGGACCCAAGCAGACAGCUUCAACUCCCCAAAAUGACCCUGGACUGGCGUCACCUUCGAGUUCGGGGUCCUCUUCAGCGUCUAUGACUCCGCCACCAUCGACUCCGCCACCGUCCUAUGACGAACCAGACAGCGAUCCAUUGCUGCUGGUCCUAACUGACGCCGAUGGGGUCACACCGAUUUGCACUCGCUGUGCCUAUCGAUGCACGGCUUGUACUCUCCCGAUUCUCGAAGAGGCGCUGCUGGCUGGUGGGGACGCUUAUCACGCUGAGUGUUUCCGGUGUCGCGUCUGUCGCCGUGGGUUGGCACAGAGUGCUGACGGAAGUGGCGGGGACAUGUCGUUCACCAAGACGCGUGGUGGGGCUUGUUGCAUGCAGUGCUAUCACGUUUUGGCAGAGAAAGCUAAAGCGAGGAAAAUGAUGAAGGGGAGGAGGAAAGACACAAGGACUUUGACCGUCGGAGGAUGA